Phyllostomus discolor (pale spear-nosed bat) is the source of this 3480-nucleotide messenger RNA. RefSeq names its product family with sequence similarity 107 member A (gene FAM107A). Bases 497 to 1024 code for a protein of 175 amino acids. Gene Ontology annotation, cellular component: stress fiber; neuron projection; synapse. The record is from RefSeq and is a predicted model, not a curated record. NCBI's taxonomy places the organism in Eukaryota, Metazoa, Chordata, Mammalia, Chiroptera, Phyllostomidae. Gene Ontology annotation, biological process: regulation of actin cytoskeleton organization; actin filament polymerization; actin filament bundle assembly. The transcript is spliced from 5 exons.
CCCCGUGUCCCGGCCGCCCCACGCAGCCUCCGCUCUCUGGGCCCCAUCUGCUGAGCGGUGCCCAGCCCGGCAAGAAGGCCAAGUCCUUCCCCACUGGGCCGGCCAAAUGUCACUGCUGUGCCUGUGCUGCCUGCUGACUGCACAGUGAAAGGACUGCUUUGCUUCUUCCCAACCCCAGCUGCCUCGGUUUCCCUUCUGGAGAGUGAGGCAGAGGUCUAGAAGGUGACUGCCACAGAAACUCCUGGAGGGUGUGUGGGCCAUCUAGGGACAUCAAGCCCUGCUGUCAAGACCAAUCACCCUAAGCCUGUCUGAGGAGCUCCAGGCUUGGGAGCAGCUGUGAAAGCCGCCUUUGUGCCUGAGGAGAAUGAGCUGCAAGAGGACUGGGGGCCUUGGCCCAGGGAACCCCUCUGGCCCCAGCUCCUGAGGCCAACACCAGCAGGGAGGACCCCCAGCCUGGUCCCCGAGGCCCACCCAGGCCUGGUGCCCACUCCGUGCCAUGGGAGCCACCCAGGGGAAGAAGAAAGAAUACUCACCUCAGGCCAUAUUUCAUAAUGAAAAUGAGAAGCAGAGACUAAAUGGUGCAGCCUCCAUGUACUCAGAGAUCCAGAGGGAGCGGGCAGACAUUGGCGGCCUGAUGGCCCGGCCUGAGUACAGAGAGUGGAACCCGGAGCUCAUCAAGCCCAAGAAGCUGCUGAACCCCGUGAAGGCCUCCCGGAGCCACCAGGAGCUGCACCGAGAGCUGCUCAUGAACCACAGAAGGGGCCUGGGCGUGGACAGCAAGCCGGAGCUGCAGCGCGUCCUAGAACACCGCAGGCGGAACCAGCUCAUCAAGAAGAAGAAGGAGGAGCUGGAGGCCAAGCGGCUGCAGUGCCCUUUUGAGCAGGAGCUGCUGAGACGGCAGCAGAGGCUGAACCAGCUGGAAAAACCACCAGAAAAGGAAGAGGACCAUGCCCCCGAAUUCAUUAAAGUCAGGGAAAACCUGCGGAGAAUUGCCACGCUGACGAGUGAAGAGAGAGUGCUGUAGAGCUGGCUGGUGGCACCUCAGAACCCCACAGCCCACCCCUGGCCCCCGCCCUCCCCCAGCCCCUCUGCAUCUGGCAGCCCUGGAACCCCAGGCCUUGGGACAUCUUUGAUGUUCACGCUUGCUCCUGUAAAAAUGCAUUGUCCCAGAGGGCAUGCCUAUCCCCUUCCCCGAACCCCCAAAAGCCUCCAGGAUUUUCCUUCUGAGCGCCCACCCCUCCUGCUCCAAGAGAAAGCCACUGCUGGGAAAACUUUGACAAAGCACCUCUUCCUGAAGAGGCUUCUGAGUCCUGCUGAGAUUCUCCUGGCGGAGUGGGGAAGGGAGGACAGGGGCCCCCUGGCCUGACAAGCCCUCCAUGCUGUGCAGGCCCCCGUGGGGCCCUGCUUCUCUGGGCAGCCUGACUCACAGGUUUCAGAGAGCUUCCCUGCUCAUGGUUUUACCUGCAGCCAGGUGUGAAGCAAGUAAUGGAGCAUUUGGGACACCUGCCUUGAAAGCCAACCAAGGGGAAAACAGUUCUCAGUUCUUGGUGAGGAAGGGCAGAGCAGUGCAGCCCGCAGGUGGCCUCUGGCUCACAUCCUGGCAAGUGGGAAAGGUACUAACAAAGACAGCUUCUUAGAAUUUGCCAGCCUUUCCCCCACACCCUCUCCUCUCCACAGCCCACCCUGUCCGGGCCUUGUAACCACACCUAGCCAGGGCUGCAGCCUUCCUGUUCCCAGACUUCUAGAAAAGCGCUUUCCAAACUUCAUUGUGCCUACAAAUCACUGGGGAUCUUGUUAAAAUGCGGCUUCUGAUUCAGUAGAUCUGGGGUGGAGGCUGAGAUUCUGCAUUUCUAACAGGCUUCUAGGACCACACUAAGCAGCAAAGCUGGAGCACCCAGGGGUGCUAAAUAUUGGAAAGAUCACCCCUGAAGCCAUCUCUACCCCCCAGCUCCCAUGGACCUGUGCCCUGGGGGUUCCCACCCACCUCUGCAGCCCUCGAGGCUCUUUACUAUCCAGCCCACCCCAGGGACCCCAGGCCUGAGAAGACUUUUAAAGCCUAGCGAAUUGUGUCAGGUAUGUGAUUGUGGUUUUCACCAGAGAUGUAUAAAAUUGCCAAUCUGCAUUUCCUACCAUACUGUUAAGGUACAAUUAUAGCCAAAAAAAAUUUCGUUACCUUUUCCUAAAACCUAUGGAGAGCAGAUAUACAGGGGUCCUACAGGUUUCUAGAGAUAGAACCAGCGGGUUGACGAGCCCACUGCCACCCUCACAGCCUGGCCCCGUGGAGUCCCCAUGUGCAGUCUCUGAACCCAAGACCACCACCACUUGGUUUUCAUCACCUGGGCCAGCUCCAGUGACUUCCAAAGAUCCCUCCCAUGGGACACCAAAUGUUUUCACCUUUUGCUCCCAUUUUUAAAGGUUUAAAGAAUAAAUCAGGUCUGUUUCUUUCUCUCCUGAAGAAUAAACCCUGCCUCUGGUUUUGUAAACCCACCGUGGAAGGCGAGCAAGCAGGGCUAGAAAAGCAUUUCUUUUCACACCCAGAACUGCCAGGAAGAGCUGCCACUGGGAUGCUGUCUGAUUCUUACCAGCAGCAGGACCACCCCAGGAAAGGGGCCAUCCUGGUCUCCCUCCUGACUACGUGAUCAGGAUGUCCUUUUCCCAUGUGCGGUGCCCACAUGGGGAUGUGAAUAGAGACAUGCUGCCUGUGUGUGUGUGUGUGUGUGUGUGUGUGUGUGUGUGUGUGUAAGUUGAGCUCCAAAAGGCUCUCAGAGAUUAGAGUGUGGUACCACUGUUUUAAAAGUCUGCGAAAUGAGUUGAUGCUCAGGAUGUAUUAUCCUUCAUAAAGACCACCACUGCCCCAGAGAAGCCACCUCAGAGGUUGAUGUGUUGUUCAGACACAUGAAGAGAAGGAUGAUAGAGUCUUUAACCUGGAGUAGGCCCCUUAGCAUUUUACUCAGGGGCCAUCAGGGGUGCUUCAUGGAGGUGGCAAGUUGAGGAGACAAAGCCCUAGAAUAGAAGGGACCUCAAGUACCAUCUGUCCCAUGGAACCAUGGCAGACACUCCCAUUUACUCCCCAGUGGUCAGACCCAACUCCUCUCCAGCAACCUCCCACUGUAGAGGUUGUAAAUCCAGAUUCUCACUGUUCCAGCCUCCUUUGAAGCUUGGAGUAAGCAUGUGACCAGGUAUGGGCAGUGAAAUUUAACAGGAAGUCUACAGAGACUUCUGUGAAUGCUUAUGCUCUUCUGAUGAAAGAGACAGAAAAUAGGUAACACUCCCCUGCCCCUCCCUUCUUCCUGCCUUGAUUGAGGAUGUGAUGCCUGGGGCCACAGCAGCCCCCUUGAUACAAUGAGGAAAAGCCCAAGAGGAUGUCAAAGACCUUGACCCUAUCAUCAUUUGACCGAGCCAAAUGAUGAUAAGGUCAAACCAGCAGCCAUCCUCAUCCAGGAUUAUUGUAAAUAAAAAUAAAGCUUUCUUUGUUUAAGC